Molecule: messenger RNA, 450 nt
Organism: Elephantulus edwardii (Cape elephant shrew)
Lineage: Eukaryota; Metazoa; Chordata; Mammalia; Macroscelidea; Macroscelididae
Gene: CDC42EP5
Product: CDC42 effector protein (Rho GTPase binding) 5
Exons: 1
Coding region: 1-450 (149 amino acids)
Source: RefSeq, a predicted model, not a curated record
AUGUCGGUGCUGAAGCAGUUGGGACCCUCGCAACCCAAGAGGCGGCCGGAGCGCGGCGUCCUGUCCAUCUCGGCGCCCCUGGGCGACUUCCGACACACGCUGCAUGUGGGGCGCAGCGGCGACGCCUUUGGGGACACCUCGUUCCUGAGCCGCCACGGCGGGGGCCCUCCCCCAGAACCCCGUGUGCCAUCCACCGAGGUCCCUCGCUGCACUCCACCGCCCUCCAUCCCACAGCCCCCCGCACCCGAGCCCAGGACCCCCGCUGACCCCCUACUGUCCUUCCACCUGGACCUGGGCCCCUCCAUGCUGGACGCGGUGCUGGGCGUCAUGGACGCGGCAUGCCCGGGGGUGGCCACCAAGCCGGGCCUGGACUCCCACUCGGCCACCCAGCACCCCCACCCUGGGGCCAGCCAGCCCCACGCGGGUCUGGAGCAAAAUGAAGGCCUGUAG